This is a messenger RNA of Gastrolobium bilobum, 2386 nucleotides long. Its product is annotated as protein POLLEN DEFECTIVE IN GUIDANCE 1. Gene Ontology annotation, cellular component: endoplasmic reticulum membrane. The record is from RefSeq and is a predicted model, not a curated record. The coding region runs from base 181 to 2016 and encodes 611 amino acids. Lineage: Eukaryota; Viridiplantae; Streptophyta; Magnoliopsida; Fabales; Fabaceae. The transcript is spliced from 11 exons. Gene Ontology annotation, biological process: maintenance of protein localization in endoplasmic reticulum.
CUGGACUCGUAGAAGAAACAAACAAGAGAGUGGUUCGUAUCAAUCACGCCACAAGCAUAACUCAAUUUUCCAAUACACAAUACAAUGGUGGUAAUAAACAAUCCCUUUUUCUUCACUUUCGAGUUUCAACGUUCAUCAUCGAUUUCAGAAUUCAGUUUUUGAAUUCCGUUCCGUUUCGCCAUGGCGUUGAGAAUCGGCGGCAGAAAACUCUCCUUCGAGGUUCUCCGGCGAAGCGAAGACGACUCUCUCGACAACCGUUCCAAUUCGGAUCCAACCCAAUCCAAUCGCAAGAAGCGCAAGCACCGAGCCUCCAGGAGGAAAAAGAAACAUCUCGAUCUCGAAGAUUCCAUCGCCGAUUCCGGAGAUCCGAAUUCGAAGAGAGAUGCACCACUCGAAAACGGACGAGCCUGUAACGGUUUCGAGCUCGACGCUCGCAUGUGCUGCGCUGCUGUCGGAGGAAGCGUUGUGUGCGAGGAGGUGCGUGAAGCGAGCGUCUGUACGGUUGCGGAGGCGCGUGACGCCGAGACUGAGCUUUCGACGAGCGCGCUCGGUGCUGGCGAGGGGUUUAAUUUUGGGGAAUUGAGGCAGAGAAAUGUGAAUGGUUGCAGUUCUGAGGAUUUAGCGGCUUCGGUGGUGGGCGAUGACGUUGGGACUGGGAAGGACGAUGGUGGUGUGGAGAAGCCGACGAACGAGCCUGAUAGGAAUGUUGUCACGAAAUUGGAGAAAUUGGAGACGGUGGAAUCGUUGGACUGGAAGCGUCUAAUGGCAGAAGAUCCGAAUUAUAUAUUUUCAGUGGAUAAGUCUCCUGUAGCAUACUUUUUGGAGGAAAUGUACAAUGGAAAUUCUUUACGGAGCACAACUACUCUUGGAAACGAAAAAGAACGAGAGAGAGUUUAUGACACUAUCUUCCGCUUGCCAUGGAGAUGCGAAUUGCUUAUAGAUGUUGGCUUCUUUGUCUGCUUCGAUUCAUUUCUUUCAUUAUUAACUAUCAUGCCAACAAGGAUCAUGAUGACCGUUUGGAGGCUUCUCAAGACAAGGCAGUUCAAGAGGCUGUCAACAAUUGAAUUGUCAGAUUUUGGCUGUUUUGUUAUUAUGAGUUGUGGAGUCAUUCUUUUGCAGCGAACAGACAUCAGCUUAAUAUAUCAUAUGAUCCGUGGUCAAGGAACAAUAAAAUUAUAUGUGGUCUACAAUGUUUUAGAGAUAUUUGAUAAAUUAUGUCAAAGUUUUAAUGGGGAUGUGUUGCAAACAUUAUUUCAUACUGCUGAAGGACUUGCAAAUUGCCCCCCAGAAAGUAUGAGAUUCUGGAUAUGGAGAUUUUUUUCUGACCAAGCUUUAGCUGUGGCUGCUUCAAUUGCUCAUUCUUUUAUCUUAUUAGCUCAGGCAAUCACUUUAUCAACCUGUAUAGUUGCUCACAACAAUGCGUUGUUAGCUUUGCUGGUGUCAAAUAAUUUUGCUGAGAUCAAAAGUAAUGUGUUUAAGCGUUACAGCAAGGAUAAUGUUCACAGUUUGGUUUACUUUGAUUCUGUAGAGAGAUUCCACAUUUCAGCAUUUAUCCUAUUCGUUUUGGCUCAAAAUAUUCUGGAGGCAGAGGGUCCCUGGUUUAAAAGUUUUCUCAUUAAUAUCCUCUUGGUUUAUGUAUGUGAAAUGGUUAUUGAUAUUAUCAAGCAUUCAUUCAUUGCUAAAUUCAAUGACAUUAAGCCCAUUGCAUACUCUGAGUUCCUUGAAGACCUCUGUAAACAGACUCUAAACAUGCAAACUGAGGGUUCAAAGAAAAACUUGACUUUUGUCCCCCUUGCUCCAGCGUGUGUGGUUAUUCGAGUGCUCACUCCAGUAUAUUCUGCAAACCUUCCUCCCAAUCCCCUUCCAUGGAGGCUUUUCUGGAUUCUGCUUUUCUCAGCAACGAUUUAUGUCAUGCUCACAAGCCUCAAGGUUCUCAUUGGUAUGGGCCUACAGAAACAUGCCAGUUGGUAUAUCAAACGCUGCCGAAGGAGGAAGCACCAUCUUCAUGCAGAUUAGUUUAGAAAGCAAAAUAUUGCUGUCUCGAGUUGUUGUGCUCUGCUGCCCAAGGAUUCCUCCGCUUGUUCCCGAAGAACAUUUGUUGAAAGACCUCACGGAGAUAAUGCCUUGACUCUCGAAUUAUCAUCGGUGCCUGGCGUAUAUGAGAACAAUUUUAUGUUCGAUCUGUUGGUUUAUAACUUGAAGGCGAGGCUAUAAAUGGGUUUCUCCUUGCAAUUUUGAUAGCAAGAUAUAAUUUGAUGAUUACAGAAUAAGAAUAGGAAGAUAUAGGCUGCAUAGUUGCCCUCUAAUCAAAUUUGGCCAAUUCAAUUAAAAAUAACAUCACAUUUUUCAUUUUUUUUUUUAAUUUAAUAUCGACAUUUCUCUGUAA